Molecule: messenger RNA, 4781 nt
Organism: Notothenia coriiceps (black rockcod)
Lineage: Eukaryota; Metazoa; Chordata; Actinopteri; Perciformes; Nototheniidae
Gene: mms22l
Product: MMS22-like, DNA repair protein
Exons: 26
Coding region: 95-3787 (1230 amino acids)
Biological process (GO): double-strand break repair via homologous recombination; replication fork processing
Cellular component (GO): nuclear replication fork
Source: RefSeq, a predicted model, not a curated record
CUCCAUGGCUGGCUGUACCCAGUGACACAGUACCCAUCAGCGCAGACCUCCUGGGUGGAGGAGUCUCGCUCUGACAAUAAUCACACAUGGUAGAAUGGCAGACGACUUCAGCCAAUCCCUCACCCCUCCAGUUUCUCCCUUCGCCGCUGACAGCUUCUGUGAUAUGACUCCAGCUCGUCCUCCAUGCUUCUGCUGCUCUGAAACAAAGGAGGACCCCACUGGAGCACUCUCCCCCCUGGGCUAUGCUGCCGGAGGCUCUCUGAAACGGCUGCUGCUGCGCCUCGAUCCGGCCCCCACAGAGUAUGAAACAGACACAGUGGAGAUCUUUGGUUUCCCCUGGGUCACAGAGACCGCAUUGGUGGAAUCCACAAAGCUACUCUUUGGUUUGUUCAGGCAGAAAGUCUACAGGCUGGAGUCCUUGGUGCAGUCCAGCUCACAUGACUUUGGUCAAGCAGGCAACCUCCACUAUGAAGCCGAGGACCUCAGACAGCAGUGUGUUUCAUUUCUCCAGUAUGUAAAGGUCUUCCUGCACAGAUUCUUCGAACCCACUUACUCCUUGGAUACGAGUGAUUCUCACCCCUAUGAGGAGCUGGAGGCUCAGCUCCCCUCCGCUCUGCUGGAGGAGGUUUUUGGCAUCACGCUCCUCGUUGGACGGCUCAAAGACCUGCCUGCAAAUGUUCAGAGUGCCUUCACUAUAGCUAACCCGGGAAAGAUUUUUCCUCCCUCUUGGCAUUUGUUGCACCUUCAUCUUGACGUCCACUGGUCGGUCUUGGAGAUCCUUCACAUACUAAGUCACAAGAUGCAAGGCCAGGUGGUGUACGCCCACCAGUUUGUGAACCUGACGGGAGAGAACCUGACCGAUAGCAGUCUGUUUGAGGAGCACCUGUGCAGUCUGCUGUGUGACCUCACUGCUCUGGCCAUGGGCAAAUACAGCAAGGUGAGGCCUACGGAGGCCCUGAGCAGCCAUCACUACCUCUGCUCCUGCACCAAAGAGCUGUGGGUCCUGCUCAUGCACCUGCUGGAGUACAGGAACAAAGUGUUGCACACACAGUCUUUCUGGAGCUACAUGAACUCGUUGUUGAGGCCCCUGGUUUCUGGGAAGCCAGCAGCAGAGCAGUUCAGCGGGCUCCCCACGCACUGUAAGGACCCUCUGGGAUUCACAUGGUGGCUGCUCACUCAUGUGGCCAUGUUGGGGCAGUACAGUCGUAGCGGCACUUUCCAGCACAAGAAACAUCUGGGGGAAAAUUGGACCUUUGUGGAAGAGUUGCUCAAGUCGUCCUGUAGCCCCAAGGGAGGUGUAGCAGAGGAGCAGGUCAGGAUGCAUGUCCACUGCUGUCUCAGUGUCUGUCUGCUGUGGGACCCGAGCACCAGCGCUGUCUCCACCCUCUGGGACUACUACAGCAGGAAUCUGAGCGCUUCCUUCACUGUACCCUGGCUCGGCGUGUCUGGCAUGGGCACCCUGUGCAAGACGUCCCUGGCUCUGUUCGAGCAGGCCCGCAGCUGCUGCUCCCCCGCUCCCCUCCACUCUCCAGGACACACCCAGCUCUACCGCUCAGCCAACUCCUUCCACCUCUUCCUCCGAGUGCUGGCCCUGUGCCUUGCCCAGGACCGGGCGGGGGGGGCCCCACAGAGACAGAUCAAAGGAAGGAUUUAUUCCAAGUUCUCCUCUAAGAAGAUGCAGGAGCUUCCAGAGUCUGGCCUCAUGAACUUCCUGCUGCUGUUCCUGGUGGUGGCCAGGCAAAUGGAGCUGGAGGACGUGGCCAGCAGAGCCUGUGAGCUGCUGGGUUACCUUCCCUCCAACUGCCCCCCCGGGCAUCGCACCCUGGUCUGGAGGGGACAGCUAGCACUGCUCUUGUUAUUCCAGGAGAGGGGUCUGGAUGUUGGAGCCCAGGCUAGCUGGCUGGCCUCCUCCUUCAAUGAGACUGCCAAAGAGUUCUACGAUAAGACCACAGAUGCGUCUCGUAGGCUCGCCCUCUGGGGGCCCCUCGGCUCCUACCUGGAGGGCGUGGCUGAAGUGUUUGAAACGAGUAGCAGCCUCAACCUAUCGGAGGAGAAGCUGCUCAACGAAGGUUUUGAUUGGCUGUUGCCUGCGUGCCGCCUCUCGGAGCUGAAUUCUGCCCUGGGCUUCCUGCAGAUCGUCCUCUCCCAGCUCAGGCGGGUCCAUCAGCGCAGUGUCCAGUCAGCCCCCACCUCGGCUUGGGCUCCGGGUAACGGCAGUGUGGUGAAAGAGCGCCACCUAGCGGUAGCAGCAGCACUUUGGGCGCACUUCUUCUCCUUUCUGCGCAGCCUACGCCUCUCACAGACCCCCCCCGCACAGCUGGCAGACGCUGCUGCAGGCUUCACGCUGUUGGCCUUUGAUCUGCCUGGCUCUGCCCCCAAGGACCUUCAGCCCAACCCGGUCCAGUCCAUCAUGCAAUGCUUCGGCUGGGACGACAUGGUUCAGCCCGUCCUGGUGACUCGCUACCUUCCCCAUCUGCUCCAAAACAGUGAGCUGGUGUCCUCACUGAGCAGAGACUCAGUGGUGUCCGGCUCGGCACAGAGCCUGUCAGUGAGGGCCUGGUUCCGCUGCGUCCUCCAGCAGCACCUCCACAAGAACCCCGACGGGUCCGACAGCAGGACAGGCCGGGCCGCAGAGGAGCAGCUGUUGGAGCUGACCCGGCUGGUGCUGAGGCUUCCUGAGGUGGAGGGUCUUCUGCAGAGAGCCGGCCUGCAGCCCCCUGCCUCCAGGACAGAGCCCACUGCAGCCCUGGAGAUAUUUGUCAAGGCUGUAGGGGGGGUGUACAGUGGUCUGCAGGUCCUGUCUGAGCGCUCAGCCAUGGUGACCAGAGCCCUGGACUACAUUGGUGACAUCAUGAAGCACAUCAAACCCUCUCUGGUCAGCAAGAGUCAGGAGGGGCUGCAGCUGGCCUACUGGGCUGUCGGCUGCAUAGUGAAGCACUGGAGCCCCCUGCUGGCCACCUCUAAAGCCCAGCAGCUGCUGUUCAGAAUAGUGGACGGGCUGCUGCUCCCCCACAACCUCACACAGCAGGACAAAGCGCUGAGGGACAGCCUGCCUCUGUAUCUACAGGGUCUGUCAGUGGCCUCCUGUGUGUCUCAGUCGCAGGGCGCCUACCUGAAGCAGCAGCUCCGCUCGGUCACCCGCAGAUAUCUGGACCACUUCCUCCCCGCCUCCCCCUCCAUGGGCGUCAUCUCCAACCACCCAGUGCUCCUCGGGGCCUGCGAGGCUAACCCUACCCCCCGAGGAGCGGCGCUGAGGAAGACCAUCCUGGAGGUGCUCUGCAUGAGCUUCCUGCAGUUUAAAGGUCACGCCCCCCCUCCACGACUGGCAGCAGUGCUGAUGUUCCUGUUGGAGCUCCUGAGGAGAAACAGUGACUUAGACCCCGCCCUCCUCACUGUGCCCCUCCCCUCUCUGCUGCGCUGUGUGAUGCUGGUCAACGAGCCGCAGGUGAGGAAAACGAGCACAGACGCCUUACAGCUGGUGGUGGAGCGGUGUGCCGCUGCAUCUACAGAGGGACCGAGUGACCAGAUGAUCACUGUCUUAGGGUCGUUUGUGGGGGAGAACGAGGGGGUCUACGACAGGCAGGUAUACAGUCUGCUGGAGACGGUGGCUGUGUUAGAUCCCUCUGUGGUCCAAGCACUCAUUCCCAACCUGUCUAUCAGUCUGAGAAACACGGAGCACAAGAAAGGGCUGGGCAGGAACAUCGCCUUGAGGACUGCUUAUAGGAAGCUGCUGUGCCUCCUUGGAGAGAGUGGGCAGGCAGAAAUAACCAGCCUAGAAGCUGAAUAAACUGCUUUCAGAACAAGGACCAGCUCCACUCCCUGUCGCCAGCCACAAGAACAACGUGUUUUGUCAGACCAGACUACUUUUUGUAUGAGCUGUACUUAAAGGGACACUUAACGCCAACAGCAAAAUAUGGAUUUGUUUCUCUUUCCUGUAAUGUAGUUUGACUUUUUUCUAACAAACUUCACCCGCCAAUUGAAUCACUGUGCUAAAGGAAGCUAAGCGCUACUGCCAUUUCACCUAGCGCGCUGACUAGCAUUGUAGGUGUAGCUAGCUCAGCGCGCACACUUCCUUCUGUGCAAUUAUAUGAAAAGCAGUUUAAAUUCCGUGAAAACUAAAAAUAAUCUACGUGUAACUGCUCACAACAAUGUCUUUGGAUUCUCUUGCGUAAUUGGUAAUGAUUUCUGAAACACACACAGGAAUGAUUUAAAUAUAACUAAGGGUAAGAGUGUAUUUUUGAAAUGUCCCUUUAAACAAUCCCAUAUCAACUGUAGGCUACUUGAAGCGACAGUAAUCCACAGCAUAAAAAGUAAAAUGUCUCCUAUUACCCUAGUACAGUUUCAUGUAAGGACUAGUUUAUAUUUACUUAAUUUCACCCGCCAACUGUAUCAUUGUGCAGAAAGAAAGAAGGAAGCUAAAUUAUAAUGCCAUUUCACCCAGCGCGCUAAACUAGCUAACGUUUUAGAUGUAGCUAGUUUAGUGUGCAAGUCUAAGGAUUAUGUCGAGUAACUGGGUAAAGAUUCCUGAAAAACAUUGCUGUUGAGUUCUUAAAUGUAUUUUUGGCCAUUUGACACUUAAAGUAAUAAGAAACAUAUGUAUGUUUGAUCAUUGGGUGCCCUGUAGUUAAGAGUGUCCAUUUAUGCAUGAGUCUCCAAUCAUAGAAUGUAAGCAUAAUAUCACCAGUUUGUAUAUAAUGUACAUGUUGUAAAAAAGUUGCAGCUCUGCAUUUUGGCAGAUGCGUUUAUUAAUUAAUGAAAUAAAAUAUGACAAUAAAAAUGAA